Molecule: messenger RNA, 2162 nt
Organism: Pocillopora damicornis (cauliflower coral)
Lineage: Eukaryota; Metazoa; Cnidaria; Anthozoa; Scleractinia; Pocilloporidae
Product: alpha-N-acetylgalactosaminidase
Biological process (GO): glycoside catabolic process; oligosaccharide metabolic process
Cellular component (GO): cytoplasm
Molecular function (GO): alpha-galactosidase activity
Source: RefSeq, a predicted model, not a curated record
AGGCUGCGAGUGCCGUGCAUCAAGCAAUCUCGUGAUUUUCUCGCACCGAAACUGAACAUGGCGGAUAGUCACUGGGUUUUUGCGGCUGUAAUUCUGGUUAUUUUAGUCACAUUCCCCAACAAGGAUGCAGUUGUUGGUUUGGAUAACGGCUUAGCUCUGACACCACCAAUGGGCUGGAUGGACUGGGAAAGAUUUAGAUGCAACAUCGAUUGCAACAAGGAUCCAGAAAACUGCAUAAGUGAACAUCUGAUCAAGCAGAUGGCAGAUCAUCUUGCUGAAGAUGGUUAUCGAGAUGCUGGAUAUGAAUAUGUUAGCAUUGAUGAUUGUUGGUCAAACAAAAAGCGUGAUUCUUCUGGCAAUCUACAGCCAAACAGUACAAGAUUUCCAAGUGGGAUGAAAGCAUUGGCAGAUUAUUUACACAGUAAAAGACUGAAACUUGGAAUGUAUGCUGAUUAUGGCUUUUUAACAUGUGCUGGUUAUCCUGGAAGCAUUGAUCACAUUGAACAAGAUGCACAAACAUUUGCAAGUUGGGAAGUGGAUUAUCUCAAAGUGGAUGGUUGUUACGCAGACCCUGCUCUGUUUGAUGUUGGCUAUCCAAAAUUUACUCAAGCUCUAAAUGCAACAGGGCGCCCAAUAUUACUCAGCUGUGAAUGGCCCGAUUACCAGUCCAGAGCUGGAAUAAAGCCUGACUAUGCUGCUAUUGCUAGAAACUGCAACACCUGGAGAAAUUACCAAGAUGUGCAGGACUCGUGGAAUAGUGUUCUAGGAAUUUUGGAUCAUUUUGCCGAGAACCAAGACACGUUCGUUGCAGCGGCGGGACCUGGGCACUGGAAUGACCCAGAUAUGCUUGUCAUCGGUGAUUUUGGGCUAAACUACGAACAAUCUAAAGCACAGUUUGCACUUUGGUCAAUCCUAGCCGCACCACUUAUCAUGUCCAAUGAUUUGAGGAAUAUCUCAAAGGAAGCCACAGACAUUCUUCUAAACAGAGAAGUAAUUGCUGUUGAUCAAGACAAGCUGGGAAAAAUGGGCAGAAGAGUGUUCGCUGAAAAAGAUCUAGAAGUGUGGUCACGUGCCUUGUCUGAUGGCAGUGUGGCUGCUGUGCUGUUUAAUCGCAACGCAGGCUCAGCUCAGGAAAUCAAAGCUGAUUUUGAACUGAUUGGAUUGACAUCGAAGACGGCCUCUGUCAGAGACUUGUUUGCUCGUGAAGACUUGGGUCAGUUUACCAAUUUCUUUAGUGCCAAAGUAAAUCCCUCAGGGGUGGUCAUGGUGAAGUUGUCACCGGUUAAAGACGCCUUCUUUUAACUAUCAGCAGCAGAAUCUGAAGUGAUGUGCUCCUGUCAAAUGGUUUUUUACACAUAGGGAUUGGAAAUUAUCAAUUGAUUUUAUUUAAUUAUAUCCGGCUCCAAUUUUUAGUAGAAGUUCAAUAACGCAAUUUUGAGCUACAGUUGGUUGAAUGUUUCAAAUAGGGAAGACGCUGUACUGAAGAAACACUUAGAAAGUUUGCUUUUGUGGCUAGUCUUAAAAAAAUAGAUAACUGUUUAAUUAUAAUCUUUCGUAACAGACCGAACGUUUCAGAAUCGGUGAAGAAUUACGCAAGUAUAUUUUGGAAGUGUUACGUUUACUGACUGCCAAUACUAUGAGCUUUUUGAUAAUGAAAGAAACAAUUGAAAAUUAUGUUUUGAAAUUUAUUAAUCAAUUUCAACUGAUUAGUAUGGCUGGAGCAAGAAAAUGAAGAAGACCAAUUUCCCUUUCAAAAAUUAGCGUGAUAUCUAAUUUAAACUUAGGAGUGCAGAAGGGAUUUUAUUCACUUUGCGAGAACGGGAAAUGAACUGCAUCGUGUGUUCGAUCAGUAAAACACUGAUCAGCUAACAAAUAAUUUUGGCUAGGCUUAAAUAUUCUUAGUGAAAAAAUAUUUUAUUUUCUCCUGGCUUGUACACACUCAGUGGACAGAAGAACCUAAAUUUUCUAGUACUUCUGGAAACUUUUCCAUGAGAAUCGUCAUUAGUCUAUCUAUGUAGUUCUUCAUUGAACGAUUCUCGUCAGCCAAAUCUGAAAAAAAAAAUAGAAAACUCGAGCAAUUUAUGUUUUAACCCAAACUUAAUUAACAUCUGUCAAUUGAGACUUUUGAAAUAGUUUAAUAAAUGAAAUUCCUUUAAGUCCAA